Amphiprion ocellaris (clown anemonefish) is the source of this 8290-nucleotide messenger RNA. RefSeq lists its product as uncharacterized. Lineage: Eukaryota; Metazoa; Chordata; Actinopteri; Pomacentridae. The record is from RefSeq and is a predicted model, not a curated record. The coding region runs from base 1 to 1764 and encodes 587 amino acids. The transcript is spliced from 5 exons.
AUGUUUUCAUCUCUGCAUGCCUUUGACUCGUUGCUCUUUUUGCUCAUUCUUCUGUUCUUCUUCCUCUUGUUUUUCAUCUCUUGCACUUCCUUCUCAAUCUACACUCCCUCAUUCUUAUCUCCCCUUCUCUUCAUCUCCUCAUUCUCUUCUCCUUUUCUACCUUCUUUUUUCAGCUCCCCAUUCCGUCUUCUCCUUCUUCCUCCUUUUCUCCUCCUUUCCUCUCAUUCUUUCUUCUCCUUUUCAUUCUUGUUAAUGAUCUUCCUGUCUUCUCCUCCCUGUUUUUCUCCUUCCUCCUCUCUGUCCCCCCUUUUUCUUUGUUCUCAUUCUUUCUCUCCCACUAUGUUUUCAUCUGUUCAUCCCUUUUACUCGUUGCUUUUUCCUUAUUCUUCUCUUCUUCCUCUUGUUUUAGAUAUCUUGUGCUUCCUCCUUCCCAAUCUACUCUCCCUCAUUCUUAUCUCCUCUUCUCUUCAUCUCCUCAUUCUUUUCUUCUCCUUCUGUCUUUGUCUCAUUCAUUCUUCUCUACUUCUUCUACUUCGUCUCUUCAUUUUUUUCUUCUACUACUACUUAUUAUUCUCCUUCGUCCUCUCUUUAUUCUUUUUUCCUUUACGUUCUCUGCUACUUUUUCAUCUUCUUCUCUUUUCUUCUCCUCCUUCGUCCUUCUGUCUUCUUCUUUCUCCUCCUUCUUUUCAUUAUUUUGUUGUCCUUCUGUCUUCUACUCCUAUUUUCUUCCUCUUCUCUGUUCUCCUUUCUUCUCCUCUCCCUUCUUUUUCUUCUCCUGUUUUAUUCACUUUCCUCUUCUACUCAUUCUUCUUCAUCUCUUCCUCCCUUUACUCUUUGUUCUUCUCCCUCCUUCUCCCUUUCUCCCUCAUUCUUUUAGUCUGGUCUUAUUCUACUCCUCAUUCUUUUCUUCUUCUGUCUUUUUGUCAUUCUUAUCCCAUCCUCAUAUUUUUUCUCCAUCCUCCUCUUCUCCUUUUUCUUCUCCUCUUCCCGUUUUUUCUUCAUCCUCUCCUCCUCCCUCAGCCAGUUUUUGAAAUUUUCCUCCUUUUACUCCUUGUUCUUCCUCCUUCUUCACUUUCUGCUCCUCCUUCUCUGACUUCUACUUCUUUCUCCUUGUCUUUUUCUCCUUCUUCUGCCUUCUAUUUUUUCCUCCUUCUCUCCUUGUUCUUUUCUCUCUUUCAUUCUUUUUCUUCUCCUUUCUUUUCAUUCUUUCUAAUAAUUCUCCCACAAUUCCUAUUUUUUCUUCUUCCCCCUCUCUGUUCUCCUCUUUUCUUCUCCUUCCCCUUUAUGUUCUCCUCCUUCCUCUCCUACAUUUCCAUCUAUUUUCCCCUCUACUCCUUGUUUUUCUUCCUCCUUCUCUUCUGCAUUCUUUUUCGCCUCCUUUUCCUAAUUUUUUCCUUCUCCUCUUCCUUCUAUCUUCCUUUCCUAUGCCAUCUUCUAUUUUUUCCUUCCUCCUUCUGUCUUCUCCUACUUUCUCCUGCGCCUUUGUUUUUAUCUCGUCCUCGUCCUCCUCCUUCUGUUGCCUUUCUCCUCUUUUUUUCAUCUCUUGCUUCUCUUCCUCCUCCUUUGCCUCCACCUACCGUAAUUUCCGGAGUAUUGAGCGCACCUGAAUAUAAGCCGCAACCACUACAUUUAAGAAGAAAAAAAGUUUUGUAUAUAUAUAAGCUGCACCUGACUAUAAGCCGCAAGUGUCCAAGUUGUAACAUGAGAUAUGUACGCAGAAAAAUUUUUAACUUUUUACAAACAGUGCCUGUAACACGGCAGUAAAACGCAUUGAGUCAGUUCACGCUGACGACUCCAACAUCUCACCAUGGAUUCAUUGAUGCCAAGCUUUUCUAUUCCUAUUCCUUCUCCAUCUUUCUCUUUUCCUUCUUUGUCUCCUUACACUACUCCCUCUUUUCAUCUCUUCCUCCCUUUUCUCCUUCCAUCUUCUUCUUUUUGUCCUUUUUCAUUCUCACUCUUUCUUCCUUUUUGUCAUUCUUGUCUUUUCCUCUUCCUCCUUCAUUUUCUCCCCUUCUCCAUUUUUUCUCCUUCUUCCUCUUGUACAACUCAUGUUUCUUCAUCUGUUCCUCCCUUUACUCCUUGCUCCUCUUCUUUGUCUUCUCCCUCCUUCUCCACUUCCCUCUUUCUCCUCCUUUUCUGUAUUCUCCUUUCUUCUUCUGAGACUCCUUUGUCUUCUUCUGCUUCCUUCUCCUCAUUCUCUAUCUUUUCUUUUGUCUCAUUCUUUUAACUCCUUCUCAGUCUUCUCCUUGUUCUCCUCCUGUCGCCUUCUUUUUCACCUCUUCCUUUGUCUACUCCUUGUUUUUCUUCCGUCUUCCCUUUCCUCUCCUCCUACCUUUUUCUUCCCUUCUUCUCCUACUCUUUCUUUGUCUCCUUUCUCCUCCUCCUUCUCUGUUGCCUUCUUCCUCUUCUUUUCAUCCCUUCCUCUCCUUGCUUCUCUUUCUGCUCUUCCUCCUCCUUCUCUUCUCCUUCUAUCUUGCCAUUCUUCUCUCAUCCCAGUCUUAUUUUUCUUCUCCUCCCCUCCUAUUUUCCUCUUUCCUCUCCUCUUUUCCUCCUCUUUCUUCUUUCUUUUUAUCCUCUGCGCCUUGUUUCUUUUUUCUCUUCCUCUCCUACUAUUUCUACUACUGUUCCAUCUCUUCCUCCUUCACUCGUCAUUCUUCUUCUUACUAUGUCUACUCCUUCUCUUCCUCAUUCUGUCCUUCUCCUCCACUUCUCCUUUUUUCUCUUCCUCAUUCUUGUCUUGUCCUUUUCUACCUCAUUCUUUUCUCCUCCUUUUUAUCUCCUCCUACUUUGUCCUCCUCUUUUUGUUGUCUCCUUCUCUUCUUCCUCUUGUUUUUGUCUCCUCCUUCUGUUGUCUUCUUCAUCUCUGCCUAUCUCUACUCCUUGCUCUUCUUCCUUGUUUUUCUAAUUCUCUUCCUUGUAAGGAAACGAAAAGUUUCAUUCUCCUUUGUCAUUUUCUUCCUCUUCCUCGCUUGAUCUUGAUUUUCAGUAUGAACACAGACCGUGAAAGCGGGGCCUCAUGAUCCUUCUGACUUUUUGGGUUUUAAGCAGGAGGUGUCAGAAAAGUUACCACAGGAAUAACUGGCUUGUGGUGGCCAAGCGUUCAUAGCGACAUAGCUUUUUGAUCCUUCGAUGUCGGCUCUUCCUAUCAUUGUGAAGCAGAAUUCACCAAGCGUUGGAUUGUUCACCCACUAAUAGGGAACGUGAGGUGGGAUUAGACCGUCAUGAGACAGGUUAGUUUUACCCUACUGAUGAUGUGUUGUUGCAAUAGUAAUCUUGCCGACUCUUUACUGUCCUUUUGUCUUUUCUUCCUUCUGUCUCCUCUUUUUUCUCCCUCAUUCAUUUUUCCUUCUCCUUUUUUCUCCUUCUUUCUCUAUCGCCAACUCCUUUUUCCUCCUUCCACUCUUUGUCUCCUUUCUCCUCAUCCUCCUAUCUUCUCCUCCCUCCUCUUCACUUUUCAGCUGUUACUUAAUCUGCUCCUUGUUCUUUUCCCUUCUUCUUUUCUCCAGCAUUCUUUUCUGUCAUUUAUCUUCUUUCCAUCUUCUUUCUCCUCCUCCUUCUGUUCUCCUUACUCCUCCUAUCUUCAUUUCAUUCUUUAUCUCUUCCUUCUGUAUUUGUUUCUGCCUUUAUUGUCGUCGACUCAUCUUUGCCAUUCUUCUCUUCCUUUACUGCUCCCUUUUCUCAUCUCUUCCUCCUUUACUCUUUAUUCAUCUGACGCUAUCCUCUUCUUUUUCUUAAUCUUUCUCCUUUUACUCUUCCUCCUCCUUCUCCCUCUCUUCCCGCUUUCUUGUCCUUUCUCUUGCUACUACGACUUUUGUCCUCGUUCUCCUCCUUUCUCUUGUACAACUCAUUCUUCUCCAUCUCGUCUUCCCUCUACUCCUUGUUCCUCUUCCUCCUUUUUUCUCCUUUUACUCUUCCUCAUUCUGUCCCUCAUUCAUUUUGUCUCUUCCCCCUUCUUCCCGUUCUUAUUUUCUCCUCCUGUUCCCUCUCUGUCUUCUUUCUUUCUCCUAUUCCUUCUUUCUUCUCUUCCUCAUUCUCCUGUCUCCUUCUUCUACUCCAUUUUUUCUCAUCCCUCUUCUCUCCUCAUUGUUCCUCUUUCUUCUACUUCUGCUACUUUUCCUCCCUUUACUCCGUUUUUCUUCCUUCUUUUCUUCCUCCUUUCCUUCUUCUCUUCUUUAUUCUUCAGCCAUUGUGUUAUUAUUUUCCCUCCUUAUUCUUCUUUUCCUCCUUUCCCUUAUUCUCAUCUUCUCCUUCUGUCUUCUCCUUUCUCCUGUCUUAACGUUACGAGACCAACCCUCUUCCUUGGACCUGUGGAUUGCCAUGGCUAUAAAACUGGAUAAUCGAUUAAGAGAAUGACGUGAAAGAAAGACGCGUCUGCUGCGAGGAUCCUAUCCUGGAGUCACCGUGACACGUUCACCUCCAUCAGAACCAGAUAAACUUUACACCGAACCGAUAAGUAUCGUGUGCUUGAAUAACAUGGACAUGUUUGCGCCUCAUAUGUCACUCAUUGCCGAACGGAUGAAUUUCUAGAUAAGCAUCUUGGGGGGGGAUUGAUGAUGACAGUUCCUAAUUAACAGAGAUGUCAGAUUUUAUUAAGGAGAUUAUGUAAACUAGCUCUUUGUCUUAGCUAUUGCUAUAGCUUUAUGCUUUGAUAAGAAAAAAGUCAUUAGGACAGACGGAAUUUCUGAAGGGUUACUAUGCAUGUAUGGUAAAGAGAAGUUUUUAAAGUUUUAAAAUUGGCCUACAAUACGGGCAGUGUUACUGGUUCAAAUUAUUUCUGCUAACAGUUGAACAGCAACAUAUUGCAGAAUAUGUGCCGACAGACAAAUGUUUUAAAGAGCCAUCCAGAUAUAACUUUCUCCUGUUGUUGCAGACAUGGGGACACGUAAUCUAGAGAAAUGUGUGGCCUGCCACAAGAAAAUCUUCGUUGCAUGGAAGAAGUGUCCUAAAUGCAGUGCUGUACAGCCGCAUAAGGAAAGGCUUCUCAAAGAGAGAACGAGGUUUGCAGCUAUGGAAAAAAAUGGAAAGAAAACAUUAAGAAGGACUGCAAUGGUACACGUUUUAGACUCCUGCUUCAAAAUGGCAAGCACACACUUCACACUUUAUGAAAUGCUAGUUCAUUUGGUGUUUUUCUCAACAUUCUAGUAAAAGUCACCUGUUUAAUGACAAGGAUGUCCUUGUCAUUAAACAGGUGACUUUUACUAGCCAUAGCUAAGUAAUGUGGCUUUAAAGAAUUCAUUUUAAUUUUGGAAAUCAGCUUUAAGGCAUCAUGAAAGGAACAUGAAAUCACAUUGUAAUCAUAACUAAAUAUUUUGCUUAUGACUGUAGACAAAUACACCUAGUAGUGCUGUUUGUGUACCUUUGUUGAGUACACAAAACUAUACAUCAUCAGAGUACAGUCCACAGAUCAUCCCCAUAAUUUAGUACUGCUGUCAUCGCGUAUGUAAAUUAAAGUGUGCCGUCAUCACGUAUGCAAACUGAAUAUGCUGUCAUCACGUAUGUAAAUUCUGGAGAGAGAAGUUAUGCUAUAAAAUGCACCUGUUGGAAAGAAUUAUUGGGAGAGUUACGAGGUAGUCACUGGAUGCAAGCCAGGCAGCAAUGUUCUGAGCAUGAGGGAUUUUACCACGUAACUUGGAAGAGAAUUCAACACGAUCUGUAAAGGAAUAACUAUUCCACAGGAAUUAUGGAUUUAAGGACUGCUCCUUCUGCACUGUUUGAGGAUUACAGAACUGGGAUCUAACAAUAGCACUGACUGAAGGAACAUACUGAACUCUAUUAUUUCCAAAGGAUUGACACCCGAGUGGAUUAUAACAAAGUUUUUAUUGGUCCAAACAACAUAAAGGAUACCAGCAGUUCUAAAUGGAGACUGAACUCUCUCUCCACCUCCCCCCUGGAGCAGGGCCCCGGUGGCUCGUCGGUCUUCAGGUGAGCAGCCAGGUGUGGCCACACCGUCUGCUCUCCCCCUCCAAAUUACAUAGUCUGGGUGAUUAUUACUCUUCUUAGAUAAAAGCUUAGUUCCACUUAGGAGUCAUAUUAGAGGAUUGUUAUAAGAAUUAGUGUUUAAUUGAUUGUUUGGUGAUUUAUGGGCUAUUGCUAUUUCCCUGCUAUUGCUAUUUCCCUGCUGAAAUAUUCAAUUAAUAUUCAAUUAAAGUAUUCAUCCUGCAAUUAAAGUUAAUAGAUUGGAAAUUCUGUUUAUUUUUAUCAUGAUGAUGAAUUAACCACAUAUAUCUUCUCAGUUUGUAAAAAGUCAGGUUAAUGUGUGCAUUACAUCAAACAGGUUCUGUCAGGUUACCUAGUCGUUGGGGCCGAGGGUAGCCUUUUUUAAACUUAUCCUUGGGGUUAUCCGUUCCUUAACCUCUAAAUUUAAACCUAGCAACUUACCAAGUGCAAAAUCCGUUAAGAGAAAAGCUGCCGUUAACAGACGUGACUGGUAAUUAACUUGACCAUUCGAAAGUGGCUACUCAGUUGAGUUAGUUAUCAGAGGAAGCAGGAUCGGCGUCCGGAUGGAGGCAGUUAGAAGCUAGGUGAAUUGUCUUGCUUACCAGCUUAAACAUUCCUCAGAUCCCAUCUGGGUUAGACCCUCUGGGCUGCAGGAACCGGACCCGUUAGAUGGAGAGCUGGUCCAGUAAUUCUCUGAUAGUUAAUUAAUUUGAUUGAUUUAGGAGGUUACUGGCCUUAGGAUUCCACAAUGUGUUCCAUCAGGACACAUCAGUGUAACAGAAGACCGUGGAAGCAUUGUUGUAGAAGGCAGUAUGAUGGAUGAUGGCACUGGAACCAAAAGUUCAAAGGUUCAGAGGGUGGAAAAAAAGCUAGAUACAGGUGUGUUUUGAAAAGAGAUUGUUGUCUUCAUUUUUCAUCUAUGUGUAUUUAGAACUUGUAGUUUUUAGUUUUGGGAUAUGUAACAAUGUGAUAAGACAGUGGACAAUGAUUUGCAGCUUGCUGAUGAUUUGAAUAUCACAGAACAAUCAAGGGAGACGGAUGACAUUGAAUUUUUUUGUUUGCCUGCAAUAUUUUUGCAGAUGGACCUACGGUAAUCGGGUCAUGAAAAUGGUGAAUAGGAAGGAGUCAGUGAGUGGAACAAAAGAUAUCACAGAAGACCCUGAAAGCAGCUCUGUGGGAGGCAUCGACGGGGGGGUGGCAAGACCACUAGAAGACAAAUGACACAAUCACAGAAUGAGGCUUCAGAUGUAGCUGUUGGAAAAGAGCCUGCAAGCCACAUGGUGGGACAUUUGAACAUAUUUCAAGGAAGCAAGGCUGGGAGCAAGAGCCGAAACAGAGGUGGCAAAAGAAAACGUCAAACUACAGCGGAAUUAAAUGGAAGAAUUCUUGGGAGCCCCUGUCUUGCCUUCGGAUUUCAGCAACUGAGGAAAGUCUUGAUGAACCCCACUGCCCUGGUGGAGGAGGAGGAGGAAAAGGAGGACUUCUAUUCUGUCCUGGCUGACAAAUAGCGAACAAAGUUGAGAGACUCAGUAGUUCCGUCUGAAGAUGCUUUACUGAAUCUUCUCAAUACCUUUUUUUGUAAAACUGCAACACAAUGAAAUAUACACAAUGUUACAAUUAAAAUAUGAAUGAAAAUAAAUAUAUGCAGCAACACUGGUCACACUUUCCUUCUUCCUUUUCAGGUUGUAAAUCAGGUGAGUACAUCGCACUUAAAUAAAGCAAACACAUCUUUUGCAGGUAAGUAACAGCAUAAACACAAUUAACAGCAAUACUGGUUCACACAUAAACAUAGCAUACAACACAAACGAGGUUUGUGUUGUAUGCUCUGCCAUGGCUCUGCCAUGAACUGAAUUAGCCAUAGCAGCUAAACUAGCCUCUUGCUAGCGGUUAGCUUCGCGAUUAGCAUUAGCAUCGUUAGCACGGUUUUCGUGACUCAAAAUAAACGUCCUAAACACCAUCUUCAAAUUCACAGUGCCACAAAACAACUAAAAUAAUCAUUGCAUCCAUACUCACUGUUGGUUCCACUCCAAGACUCAGACAAUCAACUUUCUGUGGUGGAGCACUUGCAACGUAUGCCUGAACACUGACACUGCCUGGUCCUUAAAGCUGCAGUAACUAAAAAUCACCACGAGGGGGAACUUAACCUUUCAGUCACUGGCAGGAGUCAGAACAACUUCGAUGGCAGUGACGACCACGCCUGAAACCUGCUGUUCAUGAACUUUAUUUUGCAAUAAAGCACACUGUUCAAAAUCCUUUUUUAAAUUUUCUUUCUUUUAGAUUUUGUGUUGAAGAAAAAGUAUUGCUACUGAUAAAGUUUAACAUUUAUCAAAUAAUUCCUUCAGAAUGAUGAAGG